Messenger RNA from Trichoderma asperellum CBS 433.97, 567 nucleotides. RefSeq lists its product as uncharacterized. Lineage: Eukaryota; Fungi; Ascomycota; Sordariomycetes; Hypocreales; Hypocreaceae. The record is from RefSeq and is a predicted model, not a curated record.
AUGGCUCACUCUAGUACCCCGGAUCUCGUUCCUGAGCCUGUCUCUAAGCUCCCUGAGCGACCCAAGACUGAUGGAUCUGCCUUGAACGAGGACGAGCGCUCCGAGAUCGCCUUUGUCGACAAAUACAGCGCCCCCGAUGUCUAUAUCAACGAGAAGAACGAUACUCUAUGGUUCCCAUGGAUCGGCCCUAUCGAGUUGAAGCCCAUGCGCAUGGAGAACAGGACCGGUACCUUCGUUGUCGGGCUACGAUCAAAGGUGGCUGCCAGCUUGGGCAAGCACCGACACCGUGGAACCGUUACUGCUAUCACCAUGUCAGGAGAAUGGGGCUAUAAGGAAUACGACUGGGUUGCUCGACCAGGAGACUGGGUAUGCGAAAAUCCUGGCGUUAUUCAUACCCUGUCCGUCAAGGACAGCACCGACAUUGUGUUUACUGUUACUGGUAGCAUUGAAUUCCUCAACGAUGAUGAUAGCUUGAAGUUUACACUAGAUAUAUUUAGCUUUGCUAAGCUGUAUUACGAUCACUGUAAGGAGAAGGGUAUCAAGCCGAAUGAUGCUCUGUGGCAUUAA